GCAGGCUAAUGAAUGCUGGGACUUGUAGUUCCAUAAUGAAAGGACAGCUGUAGGCUGUUUAUGUUUCCGAGAUGCUGCUGGUGCUGAUUACCAUCCCGGUGCUGGUUUGGUUUGCAUGCAAACGCUGGGCAGAUGCGUUCUAUUCCCUUGGCUCCAAUAGGCUCCUGGGAGUGAGGACACCGUUGUUGCUUAUAGCUCACCCCGAUGAUGAGUGUAUGUUCUUUGCACCGACCGUUCUGGGGCUGCUCCGCAAUGAAUUGCCAGUGUCAGUGCUGUGCUGCUCCACAGGAAAUUACUACAAUCAAGGGGAGAUCCGUAAGAAUGAGUUGAUUAGAAGUUGUGCAGCUUUAGGAAUCCCUCCUUCCAAUGUUACGCUUAUUGAUCACAGGGACCUCCCAGACGAUCCCAAGGUUCAGUGGGACCCCCAUCUGCUUUCCUCUCUAAUUCUGCGGCAUAUACAUGAAAAGAAAGUUGAUCUGGUGAUCACAUUUGAUGAGGGUGGAGUGAGCGGCCAUGCCAACCAUGUCUCUUUAUACAAAGCAAUAAGGUCCCUACAUUGUGCACAGAAGUUACCUGAAGGGUGCUCUGUUCUGCUGCUGGAGUCGGUGAAUCUUUUCAGAAAGUACCUGUCUGUCCUAGACCUGCCACUUAGCUGGCUGUGCCCACGGGAUGUCCUCUACGUGCUGCCGGAGAAGCAGUACCAACAGGCCAAGGAGGCCAUGACUUGUCACCAAAGCCAACUCCUCUGGUUCCGCCAUCUUUACCUGCUCUUCUCUCGUUACAUGGUUAUCAACUCAUUGCGAUUCCUGUUAUGUGCAAAUGAACCAGACACCAAAGAGAAAAGCAGAUGACAGCACCAUAUUGGGAGGGGGGGCUUCCCUGGAGUUUGGGGUUCCCAACAGACUUUCAUCAUUCAUUUCAGCCGAAGCAACCCAAAUACCACACCAGCACCUCAUAAAUUGUGAAAAUCUGACAUUCUUUCAGUGGAAAAAAGAAAUCUUUUUCAUUUAUUCCUUCAGUGGAGACACAGCCAGGCCUGUGUAGCACAUUCAUUAAGUAAGUGGUUUUAUUGCCCAGGUAAGGCUGGCUGCCCACAUAGGGAUUACCAUCACAUGAACUGGGUUACUACUGGGUCAUUACUGUCACAUAAACUGAUGCUUGCAGUGUGUCGGAAAUGGACUGAGGCCCUGUUUCUCUCAUUGUAUCAAAUUCCAAUAGUGGCAAAGUCUCCUGAUGUAGCAAAGAAUAACUUUCCAUUUACAUGUUAUUAUUUUUUGGUCACCAGAUAGUCCGGGAUUUAUACGUUUCAUUAAAUCUAUCUUUUUUAAAUGUA
Messenger RNA from Xenopus tropicalis (tropical clawed frog), 1333 nucleotides. RefSeq names its product phosphatidylinositol glycan anchor biosynthesis class L (gene pigl). The transcript has 7 exons. Bases 72 to 851 code for a protein of 259 amino acids. Gene Ontology annotation, cellular component: endoplasmic reticulum membrane. Gene Ontology annotation, biological process: GPI anchor biosynthetic process. The record is from RefSeq and is a predicted model, not a curated record. Gene Ontology annotation, molecular function: N-acetylglucosaminylphosphatidylinositol deacetylase activity. NCBI's taxonomy places the organism in Eukaryota, Metazoa, Chordata, Amphibia, Anura, Pipidae.